CUAAACUCCAAUUCGAAUUUCGAUUGCAGAUGUAAACUUAGAUGAAUAAUCGAAAACCCUAAACCCAGCAAAUCGGAAUUAGAUUCUUCUUUAAGCUCUACUUUUUAAGGAUAAAAUAGAAUUUUUUUUUGAAUUUUUUCGAUAGCCAUGGCUGCUAGAGAAGAGGACGACUCCGAUGUUCCUGAGGAAUUUACUUCUCAGAAGGGAAUACAACAAUAUGAAGAAAUCAACAAGGUUCAGCAACAAAGUAAAGCAAGGGUUCGGCGUGAAGGUAAAGAACGGAGAAAGAAACUAGCCGAAAGGCUAACUCCACGACCAAAGCCAAUGGUUGAAGUAUGUGAUGAUGAUGAUGAAAUGGUUGAAGAUGAAGAGGGAGCUGAUACAAGCAAGCAAUCCCAAAUCAAUAAAGGAAUGCUGCCAAAUGAUAUUGUCAACCUUCUUGCUGCUCGUGAGAAACAAGUUUUCGUAUCAGAUUCUGAGGAUGAUGAGGAGGAGAAAGUAUCAAAGCCGAAGAGGAAGAAGAAGAAGAACAACAACAUAUCAGGGGUGGAAACUGAAAUUCUGAAGUUGCUACCGACUGCACAUUGCGCGCAGAAUGCCUUGGAGUUUUUGACGAAAAGGAAAGCACAAGUUCCUCGUUCUGCUGCGGUCUUGAACAAUUCUAACCAAGCUUUGCGACUCCUCUCUUCUUCUGGUUUACUGAAGUAAAAAAAUUCUUCUUUUCUGGUUAAUUUUCUUUUGAUUCGAAGCCAAAAUGAAGGUUGAACAACUGCUCGUGUUUGUAGUUGUUCUUUUGCACUCGUUUGAUACUAAUAUUGUUCACGCGGCGUUCUCUUCAAGAUAUAGUUUCUAAUUGCUACAAACUUGAAGGAAGUUACCUAGAAAUUUGUGUUAGAUCUUCACUUUUUCCAUGUUAUUAUGUUAAUAUGUGACAAUCUUUCAGUUUUGACAUUACUGCAAUUUGAAAAAUAUUUUUUUUUGAUUGGUGUGAAUUUGGCAGAUUAAUAUAUUGAAAUGGAUGGCAUAAUAAU
Messenger RNA from Amaranthus tricolor (Joseph's coat), 1031 nucleotides. RefSeq lists its product as uncharacterized. The record is from RefSeq and is a predicted model, not a curated record. NCBI's taxonomy places the organism in Eukaryota, Viridiplantae, Streptophyta, Magnoliopsida, Caryophyllales, Amaranthaceae. The transcript is spliced from 5 exons. Bases 148 to 708 code for a protein of 186 amino acids.